CGCGUCCCUGGGGCCCCGCACCGCUCUGUCCUCCUUAUCUUCCUCCUCCUCCUUAUCUUCUUCCUCCAUUGAGUUUUCUGGCCACAAUUCCCCGCUGCGCUACCCACCUCUUCCUCUCCUUCUUCCACCUCUCCUCCCAUCGGCGCUGCCCAUCUCUCCCUCUCCUUCUUCCGCCUCCCUCACCAUUGGCGUUCUCUACCUCUCCCCUCCUUCUACCUCAAGCUGCCAGCACUCCCACAAGCUGGCGAGCUGCGACGACCGUUGAACGGCAACUGCUGCGAAGGUUCAGCACCGGUGUGUCGACCGGUGUUGUGGACGGGAGAAGCCACUGGCGCUGUGGACAGGAGAGCCCACCGGUGGUUCGACUUCGACGACACCCAUUGCCUGGACCCGGCUCAUGGUGGUGCUGGAACUUGCUCAUGACGUGCUGCAAUUGCUUGCGGGCCGAGCUAGGAACAUGGCGAUGCCGGAAGCGAAGGCUGCAGCCAUGGAGAGCGGGGGCGGCCAUGGCGAGUGGACGCAUGAGCGGUCGGCGAGCACGGGUGGCGGGCGUGGUGGCACAGGUGGCAAGCAAGCAUGGGAAGCCGACGACAAGCGCAGGUGGCCGGCGAGCGUGCGAGAUCCAGUGUGUGCGCACGACUGCCUUUUCUUUUUUUUUUCUUCGUACGUGUUUGACUUUUUAAGAGAAAGCAAUCUGACGGUGACGAAAGGUUGUAUCGGACGUUUGGCAGCGGACCGGCCCAAAUUUGGGCCGGUGCGCCGGCGCCUAGUGCUCGUCUUGUAUUUUUUGCCUAUGUCAUGGACUCUUUAAUUUGUUAUAUACAUAUAGUUUUUACCUUCAA
This is a messenger RNA of Triticum dicoccoides, 842 nucleotides long. RefSeq lists its product as uncharacterized. The record is from RefSeq and is a predicted model, not a curated record. NCBI's taxonomy places the organism in Eukaryota, Viridiplantae, Streptophyta, Magnoliopsida, Poales, Poaceae. Bases 398 to 811 code for a protein of 137 amino acids. The transcript has 2 exons.